GCGGAGCUGAGCGCCCUGGGCGGUUCCUCGGGGAGGAGACGGAGGCGGAGGCCUCCGGGGCUCCGGGUGUGGGGACCCCAGGCUCCUCGCCCCCGCCCGGGCCGCCUCGGCCGGAUCCCCGCGGUCUGGACUCUCGGGCGGCGGCGAGGACGGCGUGUCCACUGUCGAGGCAUGAAGGCUGCUGUGCUGGACCUUGGGUCUCUCUUGGCCAAACUCUUCGAGACCUCGACGGCGCCCCCCGCAGGCCCCUCCUCCAGACCCUCCGGAGGUGCUGCCGCUGCAAGGUCGGGGGGUUCCAGGGCGGGCACCCCGCUGGGCACCGCCCCGACCCCGACGCUCCUCCGCGCCCUUGCUCCGGACUCCCCCUCGGCCUCGCGGCGGGCGCCCGCCCCGCUGCUCCCCGCCUCCUACUCCCGGGGCUCCACCGCCAGCCGCGCCGCGGGAGCAGUGGGGACCCUGCUCUCGUGGCCCAGUAGCCCCAGAGCGACUAAAGCCCCGCCCCAGCCCCCCACUCCCUCCGGCGAGGUCUGCUCCCCUACACCCCUGGUGGUCCCAGCGCGGCCGACCACGGGCCCCGGCGGGGCCUGGGCCGCGCUCCCGCGGAACCCGCGCCAGCUUGGCCCCGGAGAGCGAGAGCCCAGCGCCUACGUGGCCCCCGGGGCUGGCCCCAGAACCCUGUUCCUUACCCUGCCUGACAUCGGCGAGGAGGGGGCCUCGGACGGCGACUCCGGGGAUGGCGAAGCAAGAGGACUGUCAGAAGGACCUAGAAGGCACAGUUAUACUGUGAGAAGCAAAGAUCCUUUACCUACACAUUUUACAAGAAAUGUGCAGAAAGCCAUUGAUAAAUAUACCUGCGAAUCAUCCUUUUCCUCCAGCGGAAGCCGCACACCCACGGGAGCCCACACCUCUUGGUCUGGGUCGGCCACACAGAGCUCCACCACCGGCUCGUCCACGGAGAGGGGCUCCAUUUAUUCCUGGAGAGAUGACGAAUUUGACGAAGCCAGUGCACAGACAGUGCAGCGGUUACUCUGGGAGGUGGAGGAAAUGUUAUUUGAAGAGAAAGUGAACCCUCAGACCCAGAGUCUGCUGGCCGAAUGCGGGGAGUGGACAAGAAGAUCCCUCCAUCUGAGAGUGUUAGGAAGACAGCUGAGCCUGCCCACUGACGAAGGCGUCCAGCAUCUCCAGGGCAGCACUGCUGCCUCCGAGGUCCACAGACCCCCGCUCAGUGCCUGCGGACGCAGCAGCAACAUCAGAGAGUUGUGCAUUUCUGGCUCUCAAAUAGUCCCAGCAGCACUCUCAGCCUCUGCCCUUCCAGGCCCCAAUGGGACGGGGGUUGCUGACCUCACAGCAUGUUCAUCUCUGGAAGAAGAGGUUUACCAUGUGGAUGGAAAGAUUGAAGAGUAUUUCGCUUUUGACAGAAAAGAGGAUGAUGAUGAAUGUCUUGAACAAAAACCAGCUCAGCCUGGUAGGAAAAGGCGCAAACUCGGACUUCCUCCUGUUUCCCCUCAUGAGUGUGUCAAAGAUGCCGUGACAGCAGAAGUGUUUGAUCACGUCUGGACAAAUAUGGUAGAACUUUUGGAAGAGCUCAUUAGAAAGCACUGGGAAACUACACUCACAGAAGGGAAAAAACAGAGAGAAAAAUUGAAAGUAGCUGGAAACAGAUGUUCACAUGCCCUCAUUCCACACACUCACGCUGAUGGAGCCAGUGGCUCCCCGUCCGGAAGCUCCGAGGCUCACAGCAUCUCCCUGGCUUCUCGUCUGAACCCGCCCCAGUGACAUUUUUAUAGUGACAUGGAUGGCGUCAUGACAAUUCACGCAAAGCCGCUUCAGCGGAGACCUACCUGUUUCGCCGACAGAACGCAGAAUGAGAAGGAGGACAAAGCCUCGGUUGGAGGGGCAGGUGCUCCCUCCUCCGCACGGCACAGACUGGGACGGGCCUCAGACACUCAUGGAUUACCACCUUCUGCAAAGCAGACACCUGUGCCCUGGAGGCUGCCUUCUCUUGCUUCAGAUUCUCAGAGACUCAAAACCCCCAACAUCUAUAGUGACGAAGUUCUUCGGGGAACAAAACUGCCGACUGGCGUGGACCACAUGGUUUCGCCGCUGGUUCAGACAUCACGGAGCAGGUUCCCCCCGAUAGGCGUGGAGACCAGGGAGCAGAAUACAGCAGUUCCUGGAUGCCGCCUUGUUUCUUACAGAGGAAGGCAUCUACAAAACCGUGUGUCGAGUGCCGUGCCUGAUGGUAUAGAACGAUCACGUCUUCGAGAAAGAACUGCUACCCUGGAACAGCUGUCAAGGCCCAGCACAACCCAUACGUUCCGGUCGGAUACGCCUCGAAAAAGUUCACUGACACAAAUGGAAUUUGCUGCUCACACAUGGACAGGUCAAAGUAUUCUGACAGGUUCACAAUAUGUGCCUAAAUCUUUUCAGAGGACAACUUUGACUUUAAAGAAGAGAUUCCAAGUGACAUCUUGAAACCACCUGACCAGAACCAUUGGCACACUCAUGGUCUCAGCACACCACUUAUCGCUUGAAAACUGGAGGAACAAGUAUUCUGUUUAUCUGUGUGUCUGACAGUGUGAGAUGCUAGACUGAGAAAAAUGCAAACAAAUAAAUCACUUAAUUUUGAACA
Molecule: messenger RNA, 2632 nt
Organism: Chlorocebus sabaeus (green monkey)
Lineage: Eukaryota; Metazoa; Chordata; Mammalia; Primates; Cercopithecidae
Source: RefSeq, a predicted model, not a curated record